This is a messenger RNA of Lichtheimia ornata, 1839 nucleotides long. RefSeq lists its product as uncharacterized. Gene Ontology annotation, cellular component: peroxisome; mitochondrion. The transcript has 5 exons. The record is from RefSeq and is a predicted model, not a curated record. NCBI's taxonomy places the organism in Eukaryota, Fungi, Mucoromycota, Mucoromycetes, Mucorales, Lichtheimiaceae. Gene Ontology annotation, molecular function: carnitine O-acetyltransferase activity. The coding region runs from base 1 to 1839 and encodes 612 amino acids. Gene Ontology annotation, biological process: carnitine metabolic process.
AUGUCUGCUGCCAAAGGACCCAAGACCCCCGUUGAUCCCACCGCACCUGGUCCCAUGUUGCGUUACCAAAAGAACUUGCCUCGCAUGCCAGUUCCUCCUCUUCAGGACACCCUUGCCAAGUACUUGACCACUUGCAAGCCCUUGUUGUCGGAUGCCGAGUUCAAAAAGACUGAGGCUGCUGUCAAGGAAUUCAUCUCCAGUGGUGUUGGUGCCGAGCUUCAACGUCGUCUCGAAGCUAAGGCUGCGGAUCCCGCUUGUCUCAACUGGUUGGAUGAUUGGUGGCUCGAUGCUGCUUAUCUCGGUUAUCGUGAUCCUGUUGUCGUCUAUGUCAGCUACUUUUACUUGUUCAAGGAUGAUCGUCAAAGAAAGUUGCCUGCCAAGCGUGCCGCUGCUAUUACCACUGCCGCUCUCGAAUUCAAGAAGCAGGUUGUUGAGAACACCCUCGAGCCUGAAUAUGCAAAGGGCGAGCCUCUUUGUAUGGAUCGUUACAAGUACAUGUUCAACAACUGCCGUAUUCCUUCGACUCCUGCUGAUGUCAAUGCUAUGUACGAUCCUAUCAAGAACACCCACAUCAUUGCUGUCCGCAAGAACAAGUACUAUGUGAUUGAUACCGUUCAAAAUGGUCGUCAGCUUUCCACUGGUGAACUUGAAUACCAAUUCCAACGUGUCAUUGAUGCUGCCGGUUACAGCAAGGGUUUGGGUAUCGGUGCCUUGACCGCUGAUCAACGUGACAAUUGGUACGAGAACCGUAAGCUCCUUUUGGCUGCUCACCCCAAGAACAAGGAGUUGCUUGACAAGAUUGAAACUGCCUCUUUUGUCGUUUGUCUUGAUGACUCUUCUCCUGUCACUCGUGAUGAAGGCUCUCGUGCUUGCUGGCAUGGUGAUGGUCGCAACCGUUUCUUUGACAAGCCUGUUCAAUUUAUCGUGUACGAGAAUGGCAAGGCUGGUUUCAACGGCGAGCACUCUAUGAUGGAUGGUACUGCCACUUGCCGUUUGAACGAAUUCGUUUGCGAUGUUGUCGCCAAGUUGCCUCUUGCUGUUUCUCAAGCUAACGGAAGCCUUCCAGCACCUGAGGAGCUUCAAUUCCAUGCCAAUGCUGAAAUCGAUCAAGCUGUCAAGGCUGCUGAGACUCGUUUCGAUAACUUGAUUGCCAACCACGACCUUACUGUUCUUGCUUACCAAGGUUUCGGCAAGAACCAAGUCAAGAAGUUCAAGGCUUCGCCUGAUGGUUUUGCCCAAAUGGUGAUCCAGCUUGGUUACUUCAAGAUGUUUGGUGUUUGCCGUCCCACCUAUGAAUCUGCACAAACUCGCAAGUUCCAAUUGGGUCGUACAGAGACUUCUCGUACCGUGAGCGAAGAUUCGGUUGCUUUCUGCCGCGCUAUGGAGAAUCCUAGUGCCACCAAUGAAGAAAAGAUUGCCGCUUUCCGUAAGGCUAUCAAGUCGCAAGGUGCUUACAUGGGUCAAUGUGUCAACGCUCGUGGUGUGGAUCGUCACUUGUUCGGUUUGAAGAAGAGCCUUCGUCCUAAUGAGCCUGUGCCUGCUAUCUUCAACGACCCUGCCUUCUCUUAUUCUCAACACUGGUACUUGUCCACCUCCCAGCUUUCUUCUGAAUACUUUGAUGGCUACGGUUGGGGUAUGGUUAACAAUGAUGGCUACGGCGUUGCUUACAUGAUCAAGAACAACGCUUUCCACUUUAACGUUGCCAGCGUCAAGGACCUCGAGGUUCACGGCAAAAAGUUCUACAACGGUACCCAGCAAUUCAAGCAGUGCUUGGAGGAUGCUAUCAACGAUCUUGGUGAUGUCUUGAAGACCGAGCUCAAGCCCCAAGCCAAGUUGUAA